This is a messenger RNA of Odobenus rosmarus divergens (Pacific walrus), 936 nucleotides long. It is a transcript of the gene B3GALT5, whose product is annotated as UDP-Gal:betaGlcNAc beta 1,3-galactosyltransferase, polypeptide 5. The coding region runs from base 1 to 936 and encodes 311 amino acids. The transcript has a single exon. Lineage: Eukaryota; Metazoa; Chordata; Mammalia; Carnivora; Odobenidae. Gene Ontology annotation, cellular component: membrane. The record is from RefSeq and is a predicted model, not a curated record. Gene Ontology annotation, molecular function: N-acetyl-beta-D-glucosaminide beta-(1,3)-galactosyltransferase activity.
AUGGCUUACAUGAAGAUGCACUUGAUGUACAUUUCCCUGGUGGUCCUGGGAGCCCUCUGUUUGUAUUUUAGCAUCUACAGCCUGACUCCUUUUAAAGACGAGCCAUUUGUUUUCAAGAAAGAAAGGGGGAACUUCCUUCAGCUUCCAGAUAUCAACUGCAGGCAGGAUCCCCCCUUCCUUGUCCUGCUGGUGACCUCCUCCCACGAACAGAUGUUUGCUCGCACGGUCAUCCGGAACACGUGGGGGAAAGAAAAGAAUGUGAACGGAAGACUCAUAAAAACCUUCUUCCUUCUGGGAGCCACAUCCAGUAAGGACCUGUCGAAAGUGGUGGUGCAGGAAAGCCAGCGGCAUCAUGACAUCAUCCAGAAGGACUUCAUGGACGCCUACUUCAACUUGACCCUGAAGACCAUGAUGGGUAUCGAGUGGAUCCACCGCUUCUGUCCUCAGGCAGCUUUCGUGAUGAAAACGGACUCGGACAUGUUUGUCAACAUCUACUACCUGACCGAGCUGCUCCUCAAGAAAAACAGAACCACUCGGUUUUUUACCGGCUUCUUAAAACUGAACGAAUUUCCGAUUAGGGACAAGCACAACAAGUGGUUUGUCAGUAAAUACGAAUAUCCGUGGGAGAAGUACCCGCCCUUUUGCUCGGGCACUGGGUACGUGUUUUCCAGUGAUGUGGCAAGUCAGGUGUACGAUGUGUCCGACAGCGUCCCAUUCAUUAAGCUCGAAGACGUCUUCGUGGGGCUCUGUCUGGCAAAACUGAAAAUCAGGCUGGAGGAACUCCACUCAGAGCAGACCUUUUUCCCAAACGGGUUGGCGUUUUCCACGUGUCGUUUUAAGAAGAUCGUGGCCUGCCAUUUCGUCAAGCCUCGCAACAUGCUGAGCUAUUGGCAGGCUCUGGAGAAUUCUCUGGAAGAAGAGUGUCCAGCUGUCUGA